AUGAUCCAAUACGACCUGUCCAUUGCGGAAAAUCGAUGUAUCCAAGAAGAGACUACAAGUCUUGUUCGGACUUUCCUCCAUGAGAAGUUGGAGCCCUCCCACCUGUCCUACAACAAGGAUAUCGCGGGCGAACCAGGUCUACUGUCUGCGCUGUCCAAUCUUUUCAACGCAUAUUUUCAGCCUAGCGAGGAGGUUCGGCCGUGUCACGUAGCCCUCGCCGCAGGAGCAUCAAUCUGCUUAACCACUCUCAUUCGGACUCUCUGCAAUACUGGAGACGGAGUUUUGAUCCCAACGCCCUACUGGAAUGGGUUCGAUUUCCAUAUUGCAAAACAAGCACAGGUGCACCCAGUCCCUGUCAGCUUUGGCAAGUUUACAGACUCUUUCGAUUCAGCAGCCAUUAUUCGAGCACUGGAGGAAGCAAUGGACAGCACCAGUAGCCCGGUAAAAGCGGUGGUGGUGACCAAUCCUCACAAUCCGCUGGGUCGCUGCUAUUCUGAGGACAACCUGUUUUCCUUUGCGAGAUUCUGUGGGCGCCGAGGACUGCAUUUUAUAUCCGAUGAGGUCUACGCACUAUCAAACUUCGGUUCCAAGGCUGCUCCUGGUGCCUCGCCCUUCGUAUCCGUCUUGUCACUAGAUUCAGUCCAAGCCGAAUGCAAACGUUCAAAAGUUCACGUUAUCUGGAGUAUGAGCAAGGACUUUGGGUGCAGUGGGAUACGGCUGUCCGCCCUCGUCUCUCAGAAGAACCCGGAAUUGCUCAAAACCCUGUCGUUUGCGGGAUGCCUGCAGAUUUCCAACCUUGCCACUUUGUCGGCAUUGGGCAUCCUUACAGCACCGCAACUGCCGCAGCUGAUCUCAACGAACAAAGACCGGCUAGCCGAGUCCUAUCAGAUAAUGACCACGUUUCUCGAGCAGAGAGCACUUGAGUACGUCCCCGCAACAGCGGGAUUGUACGUCUUUACCAAGCUUCUUCCAGCUAGUGAAGUGGGUGUAAGCGAAGCACGAUUAGCAGAGAUACUCAAGGCCACGGGUAUUGCCGUCGGCACUGGACAGGCCUACCAUGCGGGUGAUGCCGCCAGAGGAUGGUUCCGGCUUGUCUUCUCGAUGAGACCACAACACCUCCGAGACGCACUCAUCCAACUUGGGGUCGCGCUAGAUUUAGCAACGACGGCUGAAGAUCAAAACAUGUCAGGAAAUCGGCAGCUGAAAUUGAAAACGCGUCGGGACGUCGGAUGUCCAAGAAAGGAGCAGCAGACAAGUCGGGUCACCAAAAAGAAUAAAUCGAGAAUUCGGCAAGGCGAAUCAUGA
This is a messenger RNA of Exophiala dermatitidis NIH/UT8656, 1305 nucleotides long. Its product is annotated as 1-aminocyclopropane-1-carboxylate synthase. NCBI's taxonomy places the organism in Eukaryota, Fungi, Ascomycota, Eurotiomycetes, Chaetothyriales, Herpotrichiellaceae. The record is from RefSeq and is a predicted model, not a curated record. The transcript is spliced from 4 exons. Gene Ontology annotation, molecular function: transaminase activity; pyridoxal phosphate binding. Gene Ontology annotation, biological process: amino acid metabolic process; biosynthetic process. The coding region runs from base 1 to 1305 and encodes 434 amino acids.